AAGCCAAGCGUACGACGGGCCUGUACAGCAACACAUCGUGCCGCCAGCAGUUCAGUGAUGGCUUCCAACGUGGAUUGAGGUGUUUUUGGUUCGCUCCUCCGCCGUUUUCCGUCGAUUGUCGUCGCAGGUUCGAUUUCGUUCGUUCUCUCAUCAUUCUCGGCCCGUCGUGAUUUUGAGUGAGUGAAUGAGAAGAGGAGCGUGAGUGAGUGUGUGUGUGUGCUGAAAGAAGAGAGCACGAUUCGUUGUGUUGGAAAAACAGAGAGCAGGUGAGCAACACUUGGAUUGUGAAGCAGAAAAGUGUUGCGGAAUUUUCUUCCAAGGGAAGUUGUUAUUUCGGAAAAUCAGUGCCCCCGGAUAUUGGAGGAAAAGCUAAAGGAUAACAGUGUGCAGCGUCGCCAUUUGGAAAACAGGAUAGAGAAGAGAGUCCAUCUUUGUCAGCUGACCAUCUUGUGAAUCGGUGAAGACUAGAUUUUCGCAAUAUCGUGAAAUACGGCCUCCAAAAGGCAAUCAAGAGAGUGUUGUUGCAAGGUCGCAGAACUUGAUCUAGUUCCGCGUUUGGAGCUGCAGAAACAACGCCCGGUGGUGAAAUUCAGUGUGAUCCGUAUGGCGCAACAACAUGAUGGUUGCUAGCUGUGAACGUGCUUCAGGAAAGUUCAUGUUCGUCUAGUGUGUGAGAUUUAGUACAAAACCGUGAAGUGGGCUCCAAGAUGGCUCACUAGAAGUGACGCGCGUAGUGUACGGCAGAAUUCAGGUGAAGAACGGAAGAUUUUUAAACACCCCACCCCUCGGUCAAGAUAGCCUCUUCGAAGAAGAAUUCCUCUAGUGUUCGUGCAAAUAUAAAUAGUAGCUAAAAGUGUGAUAUCUCUCUAGUUGGUGCUUCUAAUCUCGCAAACAUCGUACUCACAUCGCAAUGGAUACGAUAAAUUCCCCCGUAACGAUCCCCGCCGGGAUCAACUUUGCGCGCCUGCUGCUGACCAAGCCAGAUGAACCGUCGACAUCUGCGCAGCAGCAGCAGCAGCAAACGCAACACCACCCGCAGCUGAUUCCGGUGACGGUGUCCGCCAACGGUACCGCGACCACCAUUCCCGCGACGGUAACCUUCGUGAACAACUCGAGUUCGGUCGCGCUGGUGGCCGCUGCAGCCGCCGCAGCGGCAGCCGCUUCCAGUUCGUCCGCGGCGUCGAACCUCGCGCUCGCCGGAUCAGCCGCCGCGGCCGCCGUCGGUCCCGCGAACAAAAAGUGUCCGUACCAUCGCCAGUGUUACCGGAAUCAUCACCACCAUCAGCAGCAGCAGCAGCAGCAGGUUGGUGGGCGGCGCAGCACUGCCAACGGGGCCGGUUCUACGGCUCUGUACCCCCAGCGGGAUGCCAUCUCGACGAACGCGGCCCCGCCGCUGAACGCCACCAUCCUGGCCGAGCGCUACCUGCUGCUGGACAUCGUGGAGGGCAGCUCGCUCUUCCGGUGUACCGAUCUGAAGACGCAGGAGGAGUUGGUGUGCAAGAUCGCCAACAACCCGUGCUCGAACCUGCUGACCGCCCACUUCCGGCUGGACGGGCACCCGCACGUUAAUUUCUUGCACAAAGUCAUACAGGGAAACAACCAAACGUAUCUGUUCUUCGCACCGUCGCAGGGCGACCUGCACUCGCACGUCCGCGUCCGGAAGCGCCUCCGCGAGCCGGAAGCCCGCCGGCUGUUCCGCCAGAUGUGCGAGGUGGUCAAGACCUGCCACGAGCAGGGCAUCGUGCUGCGUGAUCUCAAGCUGCGGAAGUUUGUGUUUGCCGACAGUGAAAGAACCCACCUCAAGCUGGAAUCGCUCGAGGACGCCGUCGUGCUGGACGACCCGGCCGAGGACCUGCUGCAGGACAAGCGGGGCUGCCCCGCAUACGUGUCGCCGGAAAUACUGAAAGCGAACACCACCUACUCCGGGAAGGCCGCCGACAUGUGGUCCCUCGGGGUGAUCCUGUACACGAUGCUGGUCGGAAGAUACCCCUUCAACGACUCGGAGCACGCGUCCCUGUUCGCCAAGAUUAGCCGCGGCCAGUUCACCGUGCCGGACUGCCUCUCCUCGAAGGCACGCUGCAUGAUCCGGGCGCUGUUGCGGCGCGAACCCGAGGAGCGGAUAGCCUCGGAGGACGUUCUGUUCCAUCCGUGGCUGCAGCACGACGACACCCGCGAGCAGCCCCAGUACGUGAGCCGGUCCAGUGGGACCGGGUCCGGGUCCGGAUCGGGGUCCGCCAACGCCGACGAUCAGUGCGUCCCGGAGUGGUUCGAUCCGACGGCCGACAGUGACGGCGACCUGCGGAAGCGGGAGCUGCGUUACGAGGAUGGCGAGCUGGUUUAAGGGAUGCUGGGGGAGGAUCUUUCUUUUUUUUCUGGGAAAAAGGUCGUUUCGAUUCGAUUUAUUCGUAAAUCAGCCAGGCAAAUCGAGCGACAUGUCGCGUUUUGUUGCACUUGUUGUCGGAAGGAGCGGAAUCGUUUUCGAAUUACGUUUUCCCAUUAAUUGCACACACACAGACACCGUUUUUUCCGGGCUUUUUUUGUAGGCGUCGCCGUGAAGUAGUCUGUAAGAUCGGUCCACUAGGAGUAAUGAAAUUUUUAUUUAUUAUUUUUUUAGCAAUCGAGCAGGAAAAGCAAGAAAUCCUCGCGCAGGUUGUUCUUCACUCGUUUCACUUGUUUCGUUCUGAAUCAAAACGGCACUCCACUGCGAAGAAUUGUGUGCUGCGCGCGUGAUCUCAGCUGGUUUCGAUUGAUUCUUAUUUUUUCCCCGAUUUUUUUACCAUCGUGUCUUAAAAACAAUUCGCGAAGCAUUCGUGUAUUUUUUUUUGCUUUGAUUUCUUUAACCCCUUGCUUUGAAAAUACAAACGUUUUUGUUAUUUUCGCUGUGAUAACCGUUUUCACACAAGAUCGAAAUAGAGCCAGCUCCGAAUACAUUAAAAACCUUUCUUUGUGCAAUCCUCUAAAAAGCGCAUUAUUACACUUUCUUUUGCCUGCCCCCCACGCCUUUGCAAAUUUCACUAAAUUAUUAACUUAUUUAAGCGCAAGCAACAACCAACUUGUUAUGAGAAUAACAGAACAGACUGAAACUACCAUGUUUUUUAAGUUUAAUAUAAGGUACUUUGUUAAGAAGUUAGAGAGAAAAUAAUCGAGAAAAAAACGCGCUGUACUUUUCAGUUUUAAACGUUCAAAUCCAUGCAAAAAUAAAAAAAAAUGAAAAGGAAAUCGAGGAAGACAAAGCGAUUUGUGAUACGUUCUGAAUUAAUUUGUUAUUCUCUUCUGUCUAAACUUUUAACCUCACCCUCUUUCGAACUCUAUAUUGAAUAAAGCUGCGUUAAUCAAUUGAAAACAAAAACUUUCGUGUAAAUACCGCCAAAAUUAUAACAGAAAAAAGAAGGACAUGUGUGCGAUCUCCGCUCGGUUUUGGCGCUUGGCGCGCCGCACCCGAGCUUGCUUCUUUUGAAUUGAGUUGUGAUUUUUAUAAAGAGAAUUAUUUUUUAAAAAGUUUCUAUUUUCCAGAUUAUUUCUAUUUGCGAGUAUAAAAAAACAAAUUAAGUAAACAAGAGAGAAGGAACCAAUAUAUAGAGACACAAAAAAUCUUCCGUUUGAAAUCCUGAAUUCUUCCUAUUAAUCGUUAGGUAAAAAAAAACAAACACACGCCACCCCCAACCGUGUGGAGUAGGUAGAUUUUAACAGAAAAAUUAAAUAGAUAGAGUAACUUUUUAUUUCGAUUGCCGCGUAAGACAUGUGAGAAGUUUGGAAGAUAAAUGGAAUGAACGCGAAACAGCAGCGGGUGAGUGUAAUGCGUGAAAGCGAUUCAAUAGAUAGUUAGUGAACGGAUAAAAAAACAACACACACAAAUUAAUUUAAUGCAAUAGAUAAUUGUGAAUGUGAGAAUGUAAGAGCGGAGUCAAUAAACCUAAAUCGUUAACCGAA
Molecule: messenger RNA, 3930 nt
Organism: Culex quinquefasciatus (southern house mosquito)
Lineage: Eukaryota; Metazoa; Arthropoda; Insecta; Diptera; Culicidae
Product: tribbles homolog 2
Exons: 6
Coding region: 911-2341 (476 amino acids)
Biological process (GO): protein phosphorylation; regulation of MAP kinase activity; positive regulation of proteasomal ubiquitin-dependent protein catabolic process
Cellular component (GO): nucleus
Molecular function (GO): ATP binding; protein kinase activity; mitogen-activated protein kinase kinase binding
Source: RefSeq, a predicted model, not a curated record